Messenger RNA from Grosmannia clavigera kw1407, 909 nucleotides. RefSeq lists its product as uncharacterized. The record is from RefSeq and is a predicted model, not a curated record. The transcript has 7 exons. NCBI's taxonomy places the organism in Eukaryota, Fungi, Ascomycota, Sordariomycetes, Ophiostomatales, Ophiostomataceae. Bases 1 to 909 code for a protein of 302 amino acids.
AUGCCCGAUUCUGAUGCUGCCUUUGCGGCAGAGAGCGGCUUGCCGAGGAUUCUGGGACUUCUGACCACGUUUUUCUUCGUUUCCGUCAUCGUUGUCGGCCUUCGCAUGUACACCCGAAUACGCAUCCUUCGCACUGCUAGUUCCGACGAUGUCCUCAUCGGCUUGGCAGCACUGGCAGGAUGGAUCAUGGUUCUCAUCCAGUCAAAAUACGGCCUUGGCCGCCACCAGUCAACCAUCUCGGCCGACGACUUGAAAAUAUAUAAUAAGCUAUUCUUCUGUCUGAAUGUCGUUUCAAUCGCCAUCGGAACCAUGUUCCUCAAGGUUUCCAUUGCCCUCAACCUUCACAGACUAUGCAAGAACCAGUGGUAUAAGUGGUCCUUGCGCGUUCUGAUAGUCAUCGUCAUACUUUACGAAUUUGUCGGCUUUCUCUUCUUCUUCCUCGACUGCAAACCAUUGGCUGGCUACUGGGACACGACCCUAGAUGCCAAAUGCGCAGAGACUAGUACGCUUAUUGCAUUUGGUCUGGUCAACACAAGCUUUAGUAUUGUCACCGAUGUUGCGCUCGCAGUUCUUCCAAUUCCUAUCAUCUGGGCUUUGAACAUGAAGCUGAAGCUCCGCUUGUACCUCAUUGCAGUCCUUAGUCUUGGCUAUCUCGCUGUGGCAAUGGAUAUCGUCAAGACUUAUUACCAAGAAACCUUCUCUUUAGACGUGGACGAGACCUAUACCGAUAACCUCAUUUUGUUUGGCCUCCUUGAAGAGUAUUUUGGCAUGAUUGCAGCCUCUGUGCCGAUGCUUAGGCCAUUGGUCGGCAAGGCCAUAGGUCUCUCUUCCGCAGAUUACUACACCUACGGCCGCAAUACUGGCGAUACAAGCUCGAUGAGCGCGAGACAAGCAGCGAGGGUGGCUUAG